Polyodon spathula (Mississippi paddlefish) is the source of this 6117-nucleotide messenger RNA. It is a transcript of the gene sertad2b, whose product is annotated as SERTA domain containing 2b. Gene Ontology annotation, cellular component: nucleus. Gene Ontology annotation, molecular function: transcription regulator activity. Bases 960 to 2054 code for a protein of 364 amino acids. The transcript is spliced from 5 exons. The record is from RefSeq and is a predicted model, not a curated record. Lineage: Eukaryota; Metazoa; Chordata; Actinopteri; Acipenseriformes; Polyodontidae.
UAGGUUUUUAAUACCACCGGUACCCCUCUCUCCCUCAAAAUUAUAACGAAGCAGCCAGCCCACCGUGUUCCUUCACCCACCCACAUGCGUUUGCGUCACUAUAGCUAUGGCUGGUGUGGGGUUAGUCAUGUUUUUUGGCUGGAUAUAAACCACAUAUGUCUUUAAAUAACUACGUUCAUUCUCUCAUAAUCGCCAACAGCAGCGGCGAUUUAUGUAUUGGUUUGUCCCUCUUAUUGAGCUAGGAUUUGAAUUCGUUUUUUUUUUUUUUUUUGUCUGUAGGAUGCUCAGAGCGCACUUUUCGAUUGGUCAUUUUUUCGUGAGUAGGCAGGAGCUGCUGCAGUGACUAAGCCCUCGAGUCACUGCACGAUCCAUCAAUCAAAUUAAAUGUCUUGUGCUUGCAGGCUGCGCUGCUGUUUCCACUGUCUGAUAUACAUGGCUGUUUGUCUGGACUUGUUACAUUGUAGAAACACGAGCAAGCGGUUCCACUGUUAAAAUUAGCGACAAGUGAUGGGAUAGAGCGGGACUUUUUAAAAUUAUAUAUUUUCUAAAUCAGACAUUGAUAUAUCAGUUGAUGUUUUAUGUAUUUAGUCUCUGGUUUUUAACAGUUCAAUGUUUCUUUUUUAAUAAUCUCGUGUUGGACUGGACUCGAGUUCCUCAAGAAAGGCUCACUCCAGUCACAACUCACUUGAACGAGUGUAUUCUAUUACGUGGGCCCACAAAAAUUGAUGGCAACAACAAGUAAGAAGAAAGAGGACAUUCUUUAGAAAUUGGCGAGCCUCCUGCCCCUAAUUACUUCAGUGUAUGCCAUUCAUUUCAAUCACAGCAGCUGCGAAGGAGAUGCACCCAUUUUGUAACAUGCUCUAACACAAGAGGGUGUUGACCCAUCGCGGGCACACUGAUCCCAGGGAAUCUGUCGCUGCCAUUUCUCUUGAAACAUCAGUACUCUGACAAAAUUUGGGAUGCAGCAUCACCUGCAAAGUAUCUGCUGUUCAUGGUUCAGAUUUGCUGUCGUGUCUAUCAGAUAUAUGUUGGGUAAAGGGGCGAAGCGGAAGCUUGAUGAGCAUGAAGACGGGCUGGAAGGCAAAGCGGCAUCGGCGGGGGGCGGCCCGUCGAAGGUGUCCUACACCCUGCAGCGGCAGACCAUCUUCAACAUCUCCCUCAUGAAGCUGUACAACCACCGGGCGCUGACGGAGCCCAGCCUGCAGAAGCGAGUGCUCAUCAACAACAUGCUGCGGCGCAUCCAGGAGGAGCUCAAGCUGGAGGGCAGCCUGCGGCCCAUGUUCUUCGCUGCCUCCCAGCCGCAAGAUGACCCCCUGGACGAGGGCUACCGGGAGGCCCAGCCAGCCUUCAGCAUCCUGUCAGCCACUGCACAGCCAGCCCAGCCCUCUGCUCUUACAAGCACUACACCACUAGAGUCCUGCCUCACCCCUGCUUCCCUCCUCGAGGAUGAUACUUCUUUUUGCACUUCUCCUCCAAGUCUGACUCCCCACCCCCAGCACGACGGGCCUACCAAACCACCUCCACCACCCCCGCUGGUGGCUAUUAAAGACAGUUUUUCCUCGGCCUUGGAUGAAAUAGAGGAGCUUUGUCCCACAUCUACCUCCCCUGAGACCGCAGCAGUGACAGUGACAACACCCAGAAUGCCACCGCUGUCGCCAGCACCUGUAUUAGACUCUAAAGACCUUGAGACCAACGUCUGUAGCCAAAAGUUUGAGGGACUGGUCACACAGCAGGAGAGCAAAGCAUCAGCAGCCGCUGAAUCAAAGCUAGUGGACUCAUCGUCGCCCAGUAACUUUGAGAUUACGACUUCCACUGGUUUUCUCACAGACCUGGCCCUGGAUGACAUCCUGUUUGCUGAUAUUGACACCUCUAUGUACGAUUUUGACCCAUGCACGUCCACUACGGGGACCACCUCCAAAAUAGCCCCUGUAACCGCAGACGAUCUCCUCAAAACCUUAUCUCCUUAUAACAAUCAACCAGUCACCCCAAAUCAGCCUUUCAAAAUGGACCUCACAGAGCUGGACCACAUAAUGGAAGUACUUGUUGGCUCUUGAUCAGAGAAAAAAAAAAUUCAAGAAACCUUUACUUUGUAUUUGUAUAGUUUUUUAUAUAAGAAAUUGAUGGUGAUAAUGACACCCUGUACUUCACAACACUGUGCAUGCUUCCUUGCUUGCCUUUCAGAAAAGAAAAUGAGGAUCACACUAGGCUUUUAGCAGAAUUCGAGUGCCUUCAUCUGUGUACGACCACUUUGUAAAUUCUGGUUCUGUGUAAUUUUUUUAUUUUUAUUCUUCAUUGAGAGAGAUGUCUACCUGUAGAAAACAACAGUUCCCACGAACAGUUAUGUUCUGGUGCAAAGAAUGGACUUCAAAAUGUUAAGCACAAAGAAUAUUCAGAGAGCGUUGAAUUGCAUGGGCAUUUCUGUGGAUUUUUGGUUUUCAAUAAUGUUUAUUGUAAGAGAAUUUUUUAUUUAAAUUGUGUUUAUUUUUGGUUUUGUUUUCCGGAACAUAAAGGCGGCCGAUUUUAAAAGUUCUGUGCUUAUCGACAUUACACAGCUGUUUAAAAACUGCUGCCCAAAUUUAUUUUAUAUUUUUGUACAAAUUCUGCAAGUGCUGGUAUUGUUUUCUAAAAGAGAAAAAAAAAAAAAGUUUCUACAUAAAGUAGCUAUUUUGACAGGACGUGCUCCAAGACAUCCUGCUUACUUCAACUGUACAAGAUGGACUUGUACUUUUUAUACAAAUAGUGUGAUGUUUUUAUAUGUGAAUAAUGCAAGUACUGGAUCAAACAAGUCUGCAAUAUAAGUUUACUGGAUGCAAAUACAUGUGCUUUAGGGAAGGUGAGGGUAUUUCAAUAGAAGGUUCACACAUCUAUUUGUGAACUGCAGCGUUCAAGUUUCUGGAUUACUAAACUGGCAAUACAUUUUCUUGGUAACCACUCACUGUGACAAACUAACGAAGAUAAGAGAGAAAUCAGAAAACCUAAGACUGUCAUAUCCACAGCCACUAAACGAAGGCUUACAGUAUCUAUUAGUUUCAAAAGCAUUGUAUUGAUUGGCAACCAUUUUUCAUAGUUGAUUUUUAUAUUAAGAUAUUGGAGUACACGCUAAAAGCUGACCUUAAGGGGCAGGUAUGAAUGGGAAAGACAUUUUGUGGUUUAAGAUUAGAAAGAAAAUGGUUGAUUUGUUGUUUUAAAAGCCUGAAAACGUGUUUACUUACAUUAAGUUUUGAAUUGAAGAUGCAAGCAGUGAGUGAUUUUUUUUUUAAUUUAUUUUUUAUUACAGGCAAAUGCAUCAUGUGGUUUGCUGCAGUGAAACAAUUUCGAUUCAUAGUUACAGAAUUUAAAGAAUUCUUACUCUGAUUUUGUUACCUUAAUACAAAAAAUAUUAUAACGUUUAAGUGGUCUUCAUUCUACUAUACAUGACUUGAUCUGACAUUCCUAAUGUGGACAGUAUAUAAGAAAAAGCAUCUUCCAGAGUCAUUCAACCCAAGCUUUCAUACAGCUCACAAUUGUCUGUGUUGAGAGCGCUGUUUUAAAACAAAAGUACAGUAUGUGUACGCGUCACAUCCGUGAAUCCCAUUUCUCGCAUGAAGAAACUAGCAGCUGAUGACCUGUAUGUGACCUGACAUCACUUCUAAAUCUGGAGCCAGCAACAUGACAUCGCUUGGCAUUUGUAAUAUGACUGGUCGGUUGUUUCACUGAUGUAACUGCUUUACAAUUUCAAAACCCUUUAUUUAAUUUUGUUUUACCAUCAGUAUACAGGUGAACCUAGGUUUUUAUAUGCAUGUUUUCCUCUGGAUCUACGACCUUUCUUUACAAAAACUUAACUGCACCAAAAGCAUAUUUUAAUUAAUUGUCUUGUAUGUUUUUUUUUUUUGUUUAAGUAUAUAAACUAUUGCAAUGUAUCAUGCCUGUUGCCAAAUUACUAUGGCAUUUGUAGCUUUUUAAUGGUACUCUUUAGCUGUUUGUGUGCAGGGUUACAACUUGUAUUGUUGAAAAUGCAUAUGGCUUCUUUGAAGAAUAACUCUUAAUUUAUUUAAGGUUUUAUUUGUUUGUUUUACGCCAUCCCUUUUCUUUUUUCUUUCUUUAUUUAUGCUCUCUCCUUGUCAUGGAUAAGGUUGGGUCGGUUUUGUUUUAGGGCAAACUGGCACUUUAACCCGCUGCACAGAUUUUAGGAAAGCUACCACGAUGAAGGAAUGCAGAUUUUCGUUUAUGCACUUUUUUUUUAAUUGGGUCUUCAUUUAUAUCUGUACUGCAAUUUUUAAAAAAAGGUUAUAUAGUAAAGCUUUUCGAUAACCACUUUAAGCAGGGAUCUUUAAAGGGUACCUAUAGAAGGUAGCACAUAAAGGGGAGUGGCGUGUAUUCAGUUGUAGAAAGCCAGUGUUAGUAGACUUAUUUGGGACCAUUGACUGGAAUUCUUUUUUUGUUGUUGUUUUUGCUUUUAAACUGACACAUUCAUUCCUAGUUUGCAAAUGCUGUUUUACCUUUCAUUCCUUUAAGCUCUGUAAUACUCAAACCUAAAAUGUGAUUUUUUUUUUCUCAGCUACAGGCUAAAAAGUGAUCUGAUCAGCUGAUGUAAGCAGCCCCACAUUUACAUCACCCCCUCUCAAAGGCCCAUCUGCAUUUAAAUAUAGCAGUCUGUCUCGGAGGAGGUGCAUUAUAAAGAGAGUUGAAACUGUGAACAAAGGCUUUUUUUACUCUGUGUAGGGGAAUGAUUUUAACAAAAAAAAAUGUUCACGCUGUUUAAAGUGGUUAUCUUAAGUUUUUAUAUGUACUUCAAGUACAAUAGACAAAAAUGCCUUUUCAAAGUUUAAUUUUAUAUCCUGCUGACCACAGGGUUCUCACACAACCAGCCUGCACAAAUAUGGUGUCUUCCCAUCUACUGUUGGGUUCUUUGAAGUGAAUGCCAAUAAAGAUUACCAGAGGCCAGAAUGGCAGUAGCAUUUCAGAUCAAUGUGUCUCUCCUCUUAAAACAAAUCUGAAGUUAAGAAAAAAAAAUAAACAUAAUAAAUCAACACAAUUUGCAGCACACUUCCUUAUACUUUUCUGUAAUUUCUUCUUCUGCUUGAUGUGCAUUUAACUUUGAAGUAGUGUUGCAGGGGUUGCAUCAUGUACACAAUAACCUUGUCAAGGGCAGUUGCAGUGCAGCCAUUUGAGAAUAGAGAAGGACUCUUGGUGAGGAAUAAUAUAUCUGGGGGGGGGGGAGUAGUAUUUAUUGUACAGAAGUAAAUUGAACAAUUAUGAAGUGACAUGGAGAGAGCAGACUGGACAACUACAAAAAAGAAAACCUGGGUUUUGAAGUGAUUUUUGUUUUCAUUAAGUUAUUUAUUCUUUAUUUUCUGUGUAAAUAUAUUUAUUUUAUUGUGAAGCUAACAUGUGGAUUGUAAUGUGUACAGAAUGUAUGGUAGGAUUGUACUUUCCUGCAGGAAGGUAUAUUUUGUAUUGAAAGGGGGUGGAAGCCAUGUUCAAGGAUUGCAUUUUUUCUUUUUUUUUUAAACAGUAUAUAUGUUUUUUUCUGUCUGAUUCUUCGUUCACACACCAUUACCCCCACCAUAACCCACCACCACCUCACAGUGCAAGGGGCUUCAGUUUUAAAGCAUUGUUUAAUUGUAUAGAAAGGGAUAUGCUAUUGUACUUUUAUUUACAUAUGGUUUCUAAACCAAAGCUUGCUUGACAAAGUAGGACGUCGGUGACUUACGCCAAACUAAAAGACACUGCAAUGCUUACAUAAACUUAAAAAUAUUAUUUAUUCACUCCCCCCCCCCCCCCAUGUAAAGUUGAGUCGACAGUACCUUAAGGUUAAUCGGUCCCCUUUGUUGUGUUCAUGCUGUACGCAGACAAUCCUUUCAUUCUGGAAAAGGGGAGGUGGUUGUGUGAACUCUGUCGGAUCUGGGGGAGGGUUUGUCUGCUGUUUUGAAAGAAUGCUGUAUUUGUUUCACAGACCCUGGAGCUGUGCCUUUGUCUAUGCAAUAUUAGCAACAUAUUCAUCUGGAAAAAAGAAUAGAUUACUGUAUUCAGAAGGUAUGGACUGUAGUACAAAAAAAAAAUGGAACAGAUGUACAUGAAAUUCAAGCAGUCUUACUUUUGUAGUUUUAUAUUAUACAAUAAACUGUAAAAAAUAAA